This is a messenger RNA of Prorocentrum cordatum, 10296 nucleotides long. The record is from the annotation of a GenBank genome assembly. NCBI's taxonomy places the organism in Eukaryota, Dinophyceae, Prorocentrales, Prorocentraceae.
AUGAUCACCUUGACCUUUACUCCAAAGGCAGCGCUUAAGUACCGUUGCGUGGCGUACUGCUCGGUCGUCGGACAGGAGGAGCGGCUGCCAUUGCUCCUCUCUGGCCAGGGCAUCGGGCCAAAGGCGGCGUUCUCGUGGGAGGAUCAACCGAUCGACGAGAUAUUCGUAGAGUCCGCGCACCAGUACACGGUCGACCUCAUCAACCAGGGGGAUAUCGCAGUGACUUUUAAGUUGGUGCCCAACAAUUCGCAGUUCGGCUCCAAGUUCCAUUUCUCGCCCAGCGAGGGACGCCUGGAGGUGGGUGAGAAAUGCGAAAUCACUAUAGACUUCGUGCCAGACCUCCUCGGACACUUCCAGGAAACCUUCCGUUGGGACCUGGUCGGCAGCGCCGCUUCGUUGGCCCUGACCUUCACGGGCAAGUCUGUGCCGCCGACGUUCACCUUCGACGUGGACCGCAUCGCCUUCGGGGUGGUGAGCUACGGCUACUUGAACUCCAAGACGCUGACGCUCACCAACACCUCGGAGGUGCCCAUGCGGUUCGCGCUGAGAAUCCCAGGUGAUGGCCGCUUCGCGCAGAAGGAGUUCGAUGUAAUCCCGCCACGUGGCAUGCUGUAUCCCAAUUGCUCUCAGAAGGUGCAGCUGGACUUCAUCAGCGUGAACAUCAAAACAUACGACCUUGCCCUGGUCAUGGACCUGGACGGCGUGGGCCAGGAACUCGCAAGUAUCCCCAUCCAGGCCCGCUGCGCUGUUCCAAUGGUGAAGCUGGACCCCCCAGAGCAGCUGCAGUUCGGGGACAUUUUCAUCAGGUACCCGUCGAACCAGACAAUCUCCCUCAGCAACACGUCCGCUCUCCCUGCGAAGUUCCAAAUUCUUCCGCAAGACGAGGUUCACAGCGCGUACGCGACGAUACAGCCAGACCAAGCCUUCGGGUCCGUCCCACCGGCUUCGUCUCACGUGAUAACUCUGACGUUGACCGCGCACAAGAUCGGGCAGUUGCAGUUCCCUAUCUUCGUCCGCAUGCUGGGGCACGCCUCGCCGUAUCAGUUGAUGGUUGUCGCGAAUUCCACCGGCCCCAUCGUGACUGUGGAGCCCCCGGUCUUGGAUUUUGGCAGCGCGAAGUGCUUGGAGCCGGUCACGAGGCAGGUGAAGAUCACGAAUGCUUGCGUGAUCGACGCCCAGAUUAAGGCGUUGAUGAAGUUGAAGAACUCGCUUUGGACGGUGUCUCCGAAGGAUCUUUUGCUGAAGCCAUUCGAGUCCGUCACAGCUGCCCUGACUCUGACCUGCGACGAGGCGGCGAAGGUGAGCGACACGCUGUAUCUCGUUGUGAACGAGGGGAAGGACGUCUCAGUGUCUGUCAAGGCCCAGGGGGUGGCCUCGCCAGUGACGUGCAAGGAGCGGCUGGAUGAAAUAGACUUCGGAACCCAGUACACCACGCAGACGAUCACGCGGGAGUUUCUGAUCGAGAAUCGCGGGACGAGGCAGCGGAAGCUCGUGUGGAGCCAUGAGGCCGAGAAAAUUGUCACGAAGAACGCGCCUGAUCCCAUACAGAUCUUCAACGUCAGCCCCAUGACCCUGCUUAUGGACGGCAAGACGGCCUACAAGUACGAGUUCACUGCAGUGGCCCACAAGCAAGGCCUCGCCCAGGAGACCCUUGUGUGCCAUGAGUACAUCGGCAACGAUCGCAAGGGGAAGGUGUGUUUCCGGUGCGCGUUGAAGGGCAAUUUUGUGUCGCCUUUGCUAACGUUGUCGGCCACCACCCUAAACUUCAAAUAUUUGUGGUCCAAAGGCACCCCUCCUGCGCCGAUGUCGCAGAAGCUCAGGCUCACCAACGUCUCCCUCCUAGACGUCGAGUUCACCGUCAAGGUGGCCGCUCCCUUCAAGGCGGGCUCCGAACUUGUUUCUCUGAAGCCCAACGAGACGACCGAGGUUCAUGUGGAGUUCGACCCUGGCUUCAAGGUAGAUCGGCAAAGCAGUACAGUGAAGCAGAAAUUGAUCAUAGUCUAUCAGGACCACCCACAAAAGGACACAGUACAUUUAGUCGGAGAGGUGGCGUUCCCGAACGUGGUUCUGAGCCUAGACAAAUUGGACUUCGGGGCGGUCCUAAACGACACCACUAAGCAGCUCAGCAUCACCAUGUCGAACCCGCACGUGCUCCCCGUGUCGUACCACUGGAUGUUCGUAGAGGAUCAAGAGAUGGCGCCGAUGUCGAGCACGGGGCAGUCGGAAAUGCCCGUGUCCAUGUCGAGGACAUCCAAGGCGCCAUUCGACUCGCGCAGCCAUCUGACGACGACUGAUCUCGGCGCACCGCAGGUGACCCUCGACAUGGUCCGCAGGACCACCAGCAAGACGACGACGACUCUGCAGGACCGGCAUGAGCUCCUCGACGAAGGCAGUACGUUAUCCCGCCGCAUGUCGCAAGCAAGUGCCGCUCCCCAGUGGCAGCGGCCCAGCGCGCCCCCGCGUCCAGAGGUCGACAUCAACCAGAUUUUCGAUAUCCUGCCCAUCAUGGGCACGCUAGAGCCAGGGGCCUCCCAGACGACCACCUUCACAUAUUUCGGCCUCGGCGACCGAAAGUUCAGUGCCACCGCUUUGUGCCAGGCGGAGGGUGGGCCCGAAUACGAAGUGCGCCUCCGGGGCCAGGCGUCAAGGCUGGAGUUCAAGCUGGACAAGACGGAUCUCGACUUCGGCGAGCUACCCUACAGCCAGGUGUCCGAGAAAGAGGUGUACCUCAGCAACACUGGCAAGGUGGCCUACUACUUCAGCUGGAACCUGACCGGUCUGUCGAGGAACUCGGUGCUCGACAUAAGCCCAGCGUCUGGGCUGAUCAACCCAAAGGAGGGCCAGAAGAUGACCGUUCGCUUCCGUUGCGGCAUCCCUGACGAGGUCUGUGAACAGGCCCUUUUGGAAGUGGCCCACUUCGAGCCCACGAGGUUCACUGUGCGUGGGCGGGGCGUCUUCCCAGGGGUGUUGCUCUCCACACCGCUCGUCGACGGCGUUGGGCAGGAGAAGCUGCCGCGCUUCGACAGCGAGGAGCACGAGGUCCGGCGCGCCGAGGCGCUCGAGAGGCUGCGGGCGCAAGCCUUGUCAGGGAACUGUGCGGCUCUGCGGCAGGGCGACAAGCCAGACUCCCAGACGCAGAAGCAGAGGAAGAAGAACGCGCAGCGCCCUGCGCUCGACGCCCCGGAGCCAACGGAGGAGGAGGUGGAGUCGGAGGCAGACAGGAGGUACCUCUGCCAGGUGCUCUUGGAGAAGGAGCGCGAGGUGGUGAGCAGGAGGACCGCCUCGAAGGACGUCGCGACCAAGAGGAGGGCCGACUCGAAAGACGCUGCUGGCGCCAGCAUGGCGUCGGCCAGACCCGUGUUUGGCACGCAGACCACCAAGAGCGUCCCGAGGAGCAUGGCAGAAUUGCCCACGCUCACCGCAGCGUACUACACGUGUGACUUUGGCCACCUGGUGCUCGGGCAGUCGGGUCGGAGGGUGGUGUGCGCGCUGAACUGUUACAGCGAGCCCAUCAGCUUCACGAUCAAUAAGAAGCUGCUCGCGAGCCAGGGCUUCACGAUCUCGCCCGAGAAGGUCAAGAGGCUUCCACCUGGCCGGACCCAGAAGAUGGAGGUGAUCUGCUUCCGCUCCAAGGGCGACGACGAGGGCGUCCAGGAGCUCGACUGGGCGAUCCCAAUCAAGGGCGGCCCCUGCUACGAGGUGAAGCUCCGCGCGCACUUCGUGCUUCCAGAAGUGACGCUUUCCUCGGAGGAGGUGGACUUCGGCAGGGUUCUUGUGGGCCAGGUCAAGCGCAUGUGUGUCAGGCUGAGGAACACCAAAACGGUACCUGUGGAGUGGGAGUACAAGAUCCCGAAAAACAAGUUCGGCAAGCCUCUCCCACCUUGGGAGACACCUUACACCCUGGCGCCAGCCUCGGGCAAGAUGCAGCCUGGUGGUACGCAAUUUGUCACCAUCGCUUUCAUGCCAAGCUCCUCACAACUCUUUCACCAAAAGCUUCCGCUCAAGAUCUCUGACAAUCCGAACACGAAGCUUAUCUCGCUGCGUGGCCACGGCGAUUCACUGCAUGUAGAAGUAGAGCCCUCUGAGAAGUUUCAGUUGGGACCAGUGCUUCCUGGCGAUGACGAGUGCACUCGUGAGUUCUUCCUGCACAACCCCACAGACUACCCGAUCGAGGUCUACUGCGUCGAUUUCGACCAGAAGUUCGCCGAGGAGGAAGAAAUGCUCAAUCUCUACGACCAGUACAACUCUUACAACAUGGUCGAGCUACCGCUGCGCGAGCCGGGCUCUGGCACCUGGUCCGCUGUGGUGAAGUACGCCACCAAACGCCAGCGCCAGAAAGAACGCGAGAGGCUCCAGGCGGAGCGCGAGAAGGAGCGCAAGCGGCUGCGGACGGAGGCGCAGGCGCUGAACCAGGUCCACGGCGACCAGCAAGAAGGGGAUCAGCCCAACGACACGGAGGCCGACGAAGAGAAGGCGGAGGAGGAGGAGGAGGAGGAGGAGGAGGUUGACGACGAGGCCCUCGAUGAGGUUGCGCCAGAGGAGCAAGAGAUGGACCCCGCGGACUUUCCCCUGCGCGUACCGACGGGAGACCGGCUAAACGUCAUCCUCGUCGGCCCCCCGCUCAGUGGUAAGACCGUUGCCGCUCAAGCCUUGGCGGCCAAGGAUGGACGGAAAGUCUUGAGCAUUGACGAGGUUGUCGAUUGGGCGAGAUCUGGCCCAGCGUCCCUGAACAGUCAGGAGGACAAAGACCUUACACUCAAGUUGGCGGGGAUCAUGGCCAGGGACGAGGAACUGCACGAGCAGGCCGAGCAGCAACGCGAGAAGGAUUGCAAGAAGGCGAAGACCCCGUUCGUAAAGCAGCCGGUGCAGAAUUAUUCGUUCCCCGUGGAGGACGUGGCGUGGCUUAUCAAGAAGAGAGCUGCUCUGCCAGACUGCAAUUGUGGGGUCGUCUUCGACGGGUUUGAUUCCAAGUACCUACCUUCCAUCGAGGCCUCGGUCGAGGCCGUGCUGACUGCGUUAUCCGAGAAGCUGGUCGUGGUCGGGAUUGGGCUAGACUGCCUGGGCUUCAGCGAGCGGGCGCCUCUGGGGGUGAACGACCCUGCGCUGGGAGCACUUGCGCAGGACGGCCCCGAGACGGAAGAGGCGUUGCAGAGGAUGGCGGCCGCAGUCAGGGGCCACCUCCCCGCGGUGAAGGAGCAAUUGCAGGGGCGCCAGAAGGACUUGGAGGGACAGUUGCAGCUGGCACGGGACUCUCUGGCGGCCUUGGGUGAUCCUCCUCCUCCUGCCGGGCAGGAGGGCGGACCGGCGCCAGCGCAGCCCUGUGAGGGGGUCCCGGCGGAGGACCAGGCCCACCAGGAGUCUGGGAUUGAUGCGCAGCGGGAAGCUCAGGAGAAGCUCGUGACACGCCUGACGGCUGACAUGGGGGACGUCAGCGCGCGUUUGGCCCAGUUGACAGUCUUGGCGGAGAAGAAACAGGAGGGCGAGCUCGCCUCGAAGGUCCUUACCGCGGUACUAGCGCUCGACAAGUUGGCUGUGAAGGCGAACGAGGACAUCAAGGCCGCGGCGUUGGAGGCGGCGCCCCCAGCCAGGUCGCCCAGGUCGUCGCCCAAGUUCAGCCCCCCUGGCAGGCAGGAAGAGUCGAGGCCAGUGUCAGCGGAGCCCUCCUCGGUGAUGUUGGUGCCCGUCGCGAUGAGCUCGGAGGGCUUCUUCGAAGUCCUGAAGGCUGACAUCCAAGCAGCAGUUCCCGCGCCCAUCAUACCAGCGGAGCCCCCGCUACCGACGCCUUCGCUCGCGCAGGUCGUGAGUCGGCCGCAGGCGCGACCCCGACGGGUCCCGCCAGAGAACUUCCAGAUCAUAACCCCGCCAGAUGACGAUGAGCCCCCGCCACAGGAGUUCCUGACCCCCACCGACAAGGACGGCAAGAAGCCUGGCAAGCCCGGUUCCGCACAAACUGCGGCUUCGGCUGCAGAGGCGCGCCCCGAGUCGAAACCGAGCCCCACGCGGUGGCUGUUGCAGCCCCACGAGCGGAGGCGGCUGCUGCUCAAGUUCUUCUCGCAGGAGGUCGGCACAUUCACACACACCUUGGCGUUCGAGGUGGUGGGCGGCACCCGUGGGAAAUCCCCUGUCUCGUUGGCGGCGACUGGCGUGACCGACUACCCUAAGAUAAGCGGCGAUCCGCGCAACGUGUUCAUGCGUCGGGUCAAGACCAAGCCUCCCAGCGGCUACGCAAACAAGCAGUACAUUGCGUCCUUGGGGGUGUACGACUUCGGGCCGCUGCUCGCGGGCCGCGAUCGCAACUGUCACCAGCUCCCAGAGCAGGUGGAGGGGAAGCCUCGUGCAAAGCUUGAGAAGAGCGUGGAGCGCCAUAUCGAGACGCUCCGCGUCACCAACAACUCCCUGUUCAAGGCCAAGGUGCGCUUCAGCUUCAGCGGGCCCGACGGCUCUGCGGUUGGGGAGCCAGCCCGGGCGACCCCCGUGGAGCCAAAGGCCAAGGCGAAGGGCGCCGCGGCAAAGGAGCCGAAGAAGAGCGACAUUGCCGACAAGGCCAAGGAGUCUGUAUUCAGCAUCGAGCCGCAGGAUAUGGAGCUCGACAUUGACGAGACCCGGGAGGUCAAGCUCUGCUGCUUCCCCGCGGUCGAAGGCAGCUUUUCCGACACGCUAGUGGCCACCGUGGAGAACAACCCAGUGCCAGUCGAGUUCGCCAUUUGCGCCAUCGGCGCCGUGCCGAAGGUGAACUUGGACACCAAUGAGGUAGAUUUUGACCGCCUCCUGUUGAAGCAGAAGGCCACAGAGUCGCUGAAGCUGGCCAACGUGUGCGCAGUGCCUGUGAAAUGGAGGCUAAAGGAACCCGCUAAUGGAUUGCCGCUGCAGUUCGACGUGGAGCCAAUGGAGGGCACGCUAGCCGUCGCUGAGGAGCAGACAAUCUCCGUGACAUUCCAGCCAGAGGAUUCGCAGUCCCACAAUUUCUUAUUAAAGUUGCAGAUCGGCGAUGUGGAAGAUCUCAAGCCCCUGGAGGACACCCACGACAUCAAGGUGGCUGGUGAGGGUUACCAGGUCGACGUCGUGCCAGAGAUUCCUGGUGAGGGAUGCGGGCUCGAUUUCGAUGCCGUGCGCGUGGGCAGUGCAGAGGAGCGGACUUUCAAUGUGGUGAACAACGGGAAGUACCCAGUCAGGUAUGAGGUCAAGGUUCCAGAACGCCGGAAGGCACUCCGCGAUAUGCUCGAGAUCGAGACCGCCGUCAACGAGGACGGCGUGGCGCUCCUAGAGCCAGGUCAGAAGAAACAGGUCAAGGUGAAGUUCAUGCCUUUGCAGGAGAUGCAGUGUCCAGACCCACGCAGGCCUGGGAGAAAAGAGGAGCUCGAGCUGCUCGUUUUCGAGGCGAAGUCAGGCGAGCCCGUGCAGCUCGAGAGAGUGCCCAUCGCGCUCACCUUCCAGGCUCUUUACAACUCGUUCUCCAUCACGCCGCCGCGGGGGCUGAACUUUGGACCGGUCAGGACGGGCGCCGUCGGCCAGCGAGAGUUUGAGAUCCACAACGACGGCAUUUUCAAGCUAGACUGGUCACUGUUCGAUUCGGCCAACCCGCCCAAUUUCGCGGAGAUGGGCGAUCAGCAGGCCGCCGCGACCGCCUCCACGCAGGUGGCCUCGGCAAAGGGCGGCAAGGCGGACAAGGGGGCGCUUCCUACGGAGAAGACGCUGACCAUCGGCCCCUUCAGGAUGACGCCCUUGUGCGGCGAGCUGAAGCCAAAGGAGUCUGCAAAAAUCAGGGUGGACUUCACGGCCAGCGAGGACAAGCAUUUCGACUGCAAGAUCGGCAUUCAUGUCGAUGGCAUGCCUGACCGGCCGCCUGCAUCUGGGCAGAAGACCAAGAAUGUGGAACCCGCUGGGCAGACCCGGCAAUCCUUCUUCAACGCCACCGUGGGCGGCUUCGGUGCCGUCGGCGCAGAGGUUGGAUUCAGGGAGUACCUCCUGACAGGGCAGAGCUGCACUCCCGGCAUUGAGACUGACAAUGUCCAGUCAAUCUUCGAGGAGCAGUUCGUAGCGCGCAGCCUCGAGGAUGCCAUCGCCACAUCUGGGCGCGUUGACAUCCGUGCCUUCUGCGAGGAGGACCGCUUCUUCUCCUUCGGGCCAGUGGUGGUGACGCAGGGCUCUAGCUCAGGAAGCGACUCUCUCGAAUCGGCGAAAUUCCGCAUCUCUAACCCCAAGGCGAUCCCUUGCGACGUCAAGUUCGAGAUCAAGCCGCGAGGGACCCCCGGCAAGGACCAGGCCUUCCCUUUCGACCUGUCCACGAACGAGCUGCACAUCCCACCGCACGAGUACAGGUACAUCAAGGUUCGUUUCCGGCCGACAGCCCUGCAGAGCUUCGUAGGCAAUUUCAAAGCGGAGGUCGUGGAUGGCAGGGAUCCAGGCACGAACUCCCUCUCGUUCGAGGUCCGUGGCGAAGGCACCGUGCCCACCAUCUCGCUGGGCGGUCCGCCCCUGUCCGGCGACACAGGGAGCGAGCUGCAUGUUGGCAGGCUGCAAGCGGGGAAGACCCAUUCGGUCGACUUCGUGCUCACGAACGACGGGGUCAUCCCAGCCACUGCACGCUGCGACUACCCGUCCUCGGCACACUUCACCGUGGGCUGCCCGCGCACUCUGACGCUGGAGCCGAAGGCGCAGCACCCCUUCCAGGUCCACUUCCAUCCAACCGAGGCGGGCAAUUUCAAGAUCCCACUCCGCCUGAGCACUCUUCACAAUCCAUACGAGGACCGCACGAUUAACGUGGAGUUCUCUGGCUGCAAGGACGCUGUCGCUUGGGAGCUGCCCGAUGCAGCCGCGCAGAUGGUGAGGUCUUUCGCGGCGCCGGCCUACGACCAAGUCAACCUGGGUGCCGUGCCGCUCGGCGGAGAGGCCACCGUAAUGUUCUCCAUCAUGAACACUUCGAAGGACACAAUUCGCUUCCAGUUCCCCGAGAAGCUACCAGCGCCCUUUUCAAGCGGUGGCCUACUCGCGUCGCCAUCGGUCGGACACGUGCUGCCUGGCGCGAGCAAGCCGAUCACGUUCGUUUUCCGCCCCACUGAAAAGCUUAGUGCCCAGGGGCUGCAGGUGCCGGUCUCGAUCGCUUCCAUCAAGCACGACGGGGAACCAGAAGAUUGGGACGACUCCAUGCGCGUCGUGUCUUUCGGCGAUCCGGACGCCGUCCCUGGUAACGAGAGCAUGGACCACCUCGAGGAGACGGUUCCAGAAGAGCCGCCGCAUCAUAUGAUUAGCGGCUCUCAGCACCCGCUUCCUAUCCACGUCACUGCAAUGGCGGAUGCUCAUGCUUACGAGUGCAGCACGCAGAUGGCCCACUUCAGCGCGACCGUGCUCUUCCAGAGGCGGGUACAUCGGUUCCACGUGAAGAAUCCCUCGACGAUACCCCUGCCGUUCGAUUGGCGCGUAGUCGGUGGAGACGGGAGCAGGGCGUAUUCCGUCGAGCCAGCGAAGGGGUCCAUCGCGGGCGGCACCACGCAGGAGUUCGCGCUGCGAUUCGCGCCCACGGAAGUGGAAGACUUUGCCUGCCAGCUGGAGUGUCAGAUCCCCCAUCUGAGCGCCGGGCUCCCGCCCUUGGCGGUCGCGCUGUCGGGCUCCGCGCUGCGGCCGUGGUGCCACUUCGAGCUGCCAGAGAGCAGCUACCGCAGCCGGCGGCGGUCAGACGUGCCACUGGACCCGAAGUACAGCAUCAUCGAGUUCGAGUCAUUAGGCACCCAUGUUAAGAAUACGAAGAGAUUCUACGUGUGCAACCCCACCUCUGAGCAAUACGAGUUUGCAUGGCGACCAGAGGAGUUUGAGAAAAAGGGUGACCAGGAUGACUGUUUCCGGUGCCUCUCCAAGCGCGGCACGGUCUUGCCAGGGAAAAAGCACGAGAUCAUUUUCGAAUACGUCCCAACAACGGUCGGCACCCACGAGAUGUUUUGGACCUUUUCAAUCGCUGGAAAGAGUGUCACACAGUCCUUCGUGCUGGUGGGCUCCGUGAAGGACCCGCGCGUCGGGACGGACCGGCCCAGCGUCAACUUCGGCCGGCUGCUGGUGGGCGGCAAGGCGACGGAGGUGUUCAAUAUCGUGAACAAGGAGCACAUUCCGUUCAGCUUCUCGUUGGCGACCUCCUGUCAGUCGGAAAGUCAUGCUGCGGCACUCAGUGUCUCGCCGAUGAGCGGCGUGGUCGGUCCAGGCAACAGCUUUCCAAUCCAGGUGACGUUCGCUCCGACGGAAGAAGUGUUCUAUAACUUCAACAUUAUCGACCAAGCAUCAAGCGACGGGAAAAGCCGAUCGUAUUGA